Molecule: messenger RNA, 2445 nt
Organism: Lathyrus sativus (Indian pea)
Lineage: Eukaryota; Viridiplantae; Streptophyta; Magnoliopsida; Fabales; Fabaceae
Source: the annotation of a GenBank genome assembly
AUGGGAUGUUCACAAUCAAAGCUGGAUGAUGAAGAGUCAGUUCAGCUUUGUAAAGAUAGGAAGAAGUUCAUCAAACAAGCUGUUGAACAAAGAACUCGUUUCGCGACGGGUCAUAUCGCUUAUGUUGAAUCUAUGAAAAGGGUUUCGGCUGCUCUUCGUGAUUAUAUUGAAGGUGACGAGCCUCGUGAGUUUUUGUUAGAUUCGGUUGUUACGCCGCCUUUUACACCGGUGAAGAAGAAAACUAACCCUAGGAUUGCCAAUGGUAAUGGUAAUGGCAAUGGCAAUGGCAAUGGAUUUGUUCCUAUAUCGGCAAAAUCUUUCGUGCCAUCGCCAAUUGAAUUUGGAGUUGGACCGAAUUCUUUUACACCAUCGCCGAUUGAAUUUGGAGUUGGACCGAAUUCUACUUUGAGAAUGAAUUAUCUUAGGCCGGGUGGUAAUCCGGCAGUUUUAGUUGAGGAAAGGCCUCCGUCACCUGAAAUCGUCCGAAUGGAAACGUAUGCUCCAAUGCCGCAGUAUGGAAUUGAUGGUUAUUUUGCAAUGCAAUCGUCACCGCCGACGAAUCCGUCGAUUUUUCCUUAUUCUCCUCCGAAUGUUAGGUCUAAUAUACCUCCACCUUCGCCGCAAAAUGCUCAAUGGGAUUUCUUUUGGAACCCGUUUUCCUCGUUGGAUUACUAUGGUUAUUCGAGCCGAAGUAGCCACGAUCAAAACGGUAUGGAUGAUGAAUACAGAGGACUAAGGCAGGUUCGAGAAGAAGAGGGGAUACCGGACCUUGAAGAAGAUGAAACUGAACAUGAAGAUUAUGUUGUGAAGAGAAAUGUAGUAGAAGAGAGAACUAGAAAUGAUAUAAACCCCACCAAAGAAGAAGUUUUAGUUGAAGAUCUAGACGAUGAUGAUGAGGAUGAUGACGAUGACGGAGAGGAGGAAGAGGAGGAGGAAGAAGUGGGAACAGAUGACGAAACUGAAAUCGAAACCGAAACUGAGCACGAUGCCAACGCUUCACAACAAACGCACGGAAAUGCAAGCUUUGAAGUCUCGAAAAAUCAAGCUGCGGGUCAUAUUGAAUCCAGCCGUAGAGAAAUGGAAAUCGGUAAACAAGAACCUAAGGAAGAAAUGGCAGGUUUUACUGUUUAUGUAAACCGAAGACCGACAAGCAUGGCAGAAGUGAUCAAUGAUCUUGAAGCUCAAUUCAAAACUGUGUGCAAUGCAGCCAAUGAUGUCUCAGUUUUGUUAGAAGCGAAGAAAGCUCAGUAUUUGCUAACAUCUAAUGAACAUUCAGCAUCGAAGUUAUUGAAUCCGGUCGCGUUGUUCCGGUCAGCUUCUUCGCGCUCUUCUUCAUCAAGAUUUUUAGUGAAUUCUUCAACCACUAGGGAGGAAAGAUGCGAGGGAAGUAAGGAUAUCUCGAAGGAACAUUGUAGGCUUUCUGGUAGUCACCAAUCUACAUUGGACAAGUUAAAUGAAUGGGAGAAGAAGCUUUACGAGGAAGUCAAGUGUGGAGAACGAGUCCGAAUCGCGUAUGAGAAAAAAUGCAAGCAACUAAGCAACUAUGAAGUAAAAGGAGAGGAUCCUUCUGCAGAUAAAACAAGAGCAACCAUUAGAGAUCUAGACACUCAGAUAACAGUUUCAAUACACUCAGUUGAAGCUAUUUCCAGGAGAAUCGAAACUCUAAGGGACGAAGAGUUGCAUCCUCAACUUCUUGAAUUGGUACAAGGGCUUGAAAAGAUGUGGAAAGUGAUGGCAGAAUGUCAUCAAACACAGAAGAGAACCUUAGACGAAGCUAAGAUUCUUCUAGCUGGCACACCUUCUAAAUCGCAUUCCAGAAGACAACAGUCUUCCAUCUCAAUGACGGAUCCAAAUAGGCUUGCCCGAUCAGCCUCAAUUCUCGAAACCGAGUUACGAAACUGGCGAAACACCUUCGAGUCAUGGAUCACUUCUCAAAGAUCCUACAUUCAAGCACUAACCGGAUGGCUUCUCCGGUGCGUGAGAUCCGAAUCCGACGACGUAUCAAACUUACCACCCUGCUCUCCUCAAAGACUAAGCAACACUCACCCAUUAUUCGGACUCAUUGUUCAGUGGUCAAGGCGUCUGGACGGAGUGCGCGAAAAGGCAGUGCUUGACGGUAUGGACUUUUUUGCAGCCGGGAUGGGAUCCCUCUAUGCACAUCAAUUGAGACAAGAUUCGAGGUCGAGUUCAUAUAGAACUUCAACGAAUCAAAAUGGUGGGAAUAUGGAAAUGGUUGAAGUUGGUCAUGUGGAAGAAGAAGAGGUUAUGGCACCUGAAAAGCUUGCUGAAGUUGCUAUUAAAGUGCUUUGUGCUGGAAUGUCUGUUGCUAUAAGCUCAUUAGCAGAUUUUGCUUAUGAUUCUGCAGAGGCUUAUAGUGAAGUUGUGAAGCAAUGGGAGAGUGUGAAAGGCCAAAAGCAUAAUAAUUCUAGUGAGAAUAGAACAUAG